Molecule: messenger RNA, 3065 nt
Organism: Talaromyces proteolyticus
Lineage: Eukaryota; Fungi; Ascomycota; Eurotiomycetes; Eurotiales; Trichocomaceae
Product: calcium-activated chloride channel-domain-containing protein
Exons: 5
Coding region: 324-2792 (822 amino acids)
Biological process (GO): chloride transmembrane transport
Cellular component (GO): cortical endoplasmic reticulum
Molecular function (GO): chloride channel activity
Source: RefSeq, a predicted model, not a curated record
AAAUCACACGAAGCUCACUCAGCUACUCUUCAGCUCUGGAUAGUUCUGCCAACUCUCUCGUGGCCUGAUAUCCUACCUAGAGUUUUGUUUUAUCCUUUGUUGUUGAUUUUUCUAUCAUUGGCUGCUUGUUUGUUGAGUAUAUGCUUCAUCUCUACGGUUGCCUAGUUCAGCCUCACACACAAGAGUCAUCUUAUAGAGGACAACCCUGGCAAUGAUUAAUAUCCAGCUAUCAUAUCCCUAGACGGUGUCUCUAUUGAGACUUUCUAGCAGUAUUUAUAUUUAUUUUUCAUCGAUUGAUUCCGAUUGAUACCGAUUUUGGCAAAAUGCAAUUACUUUCUCCGCCGAACGAGGAGUCACACUAUCCUGCCACCGAAACUACCCCUAAAACUACUGCUGAUACGACGGUCGAUAAUCACGGCGUAGACUGGGUUAUCCUCUACGAGUUUACAGACACUGACGAGGAAACUGCCAUUGAAGAGUACCGUAGUCUUAUACAAACUCUAGACGCGGUGGGACUGCGGACCGAGGUCAGACAUGGCAACGGCUCGUCACUGUUGAUCUUCAUCAAAGCUCCAAACGAUCUUGUCGGGAAUUGGAUUUACAUGUCAAGAGUGCGUGACUGGCUCUAUGGUAUCACGCAAAUCCGUCCAGCCGGCGACAGCCAGGCUUCCAUUGAAGGUGAAACUGAAGCCGAAGACCUUCGGUCCAUCUAUCACCUUGUCACCUGGCAGAAAAAGGACGGUGGUGCUGGCAUCACACCCAACUGGGGCAAAUGGGAGAAUAUCAAGGCAUCAUUCCCUCUGCACAACCAGGCUGCGAACCAGGAACUGCUACGGCGGUGGAGCAGAACUACGUUCCUUACAAGCCAGGAUUUAGACGCCAUCCGAGCUUUGUUUGGUGAAAAGGUCGCUUUUUACUUUGCUUUCACCCAGUCGUACUCCGCCUUCCUGACAUUUCCGGCGGUGUUUGGUGUGCUGUGUUGGAUGUAUUACGGGUCCUACUCUAUUGUCUUCGGUCUUGUGAACUGCAUUUGGAGCGUCGUCUUUGUAGAGUACUGGAAAUUGAAAGAGACUGACUUAAGUAUCCGAUGGGGCGUCAAAAGCGUCGGGGCAUUAAAGGCUACUCGAAUGGAGUAUGUCUGGGAUAAGGAAGUCACCGACCCACUGACUGGAGAAGUACGAAAGGUCUUUUCAACGAGAAAGCAAGUCCUCCGUCAAAUGCUCCAGAUUCCAUUUGGGAUCAUGGCUGGGAUUGUGCUUGGGGUUCUGGUGGUUGCUACGUUUGCUAUGGAAGUUUUCAUUUCAGAGGUAUAUCAGGGACCAUUUAAGACAUAUUUGGAUUUUCUUCCUACAAUUGUGUUUUCCCUGGCUUUGCCAACUAUCAACUCGAAACUUACAAGUGUUGCUACUCGAUUAUCUAAAUUUGAGAACCAUCGUACUGAGGAUGAUUACGAAAGAUCUCAGACUCAGAAGACGUUCGUCCUCAACUUCAUCACAGCAUUUCUUCCGAUUAUUUUGACGGCUUUUGUGUAUGUCCCUUUUGGUGCGCAACUCGUACCUUAUCUGGACCUCUUUCGACUUGGCGUUGUCCAUUCUGUGUCGUCCGUCUUUCGGAUAAACAUUCAAAGCCUAGGAAAAGAAUGGGCUAACUUGGACAAUUUUGCGGUCGAUCCGGCUCGUUUGCGACAAGAAGUUAUCUCUCUUACCCUCACCGCUCAGGUACUAAGUUUCGGCGAGGAAAUGGUCAUACCAUACGUCAAGCGGGUUCUACUGCACAAGUAUCGAGACUGGCAAACCCAAAAAACCACACAACAAGCAAAUCGCACCCGCGCCUACUCUCAGGCUACUCACACUUUACUGGUCGAUCACCAAGAUGAAGGGCCAUUCCUAACCCGCAUCCGUAACGAGGCGGAAGCCGACGUUUACAAUGUCCAAGACGAUAUCUUGGAAAUGUGUAUUCAAUUCGGAUACCUAACAUUAUUCGCAGUUGCAUGGCCGCUCGUUCCUUUAGGCUUCUGGCUAAACAACUGGCUUGAACUCCGCGGUGAUCUUUUCAAAAUCAGCACCGAAUGCCAAAGACCUAUCCCCAUCCGCGCCGAUUCAAUCGGACCCUGGUUGGACAUCCUCAGCGUUUUGAGUCUGCUAGGAACGCUGUCUAGUGCAGCCAUCGUCCAUCUGUACCGAAACGGAGAUAUAGGCAUUAUUGACCUCUGGUCACUCCCCUUAACCCUCCUAAUCACCGAGCAAGCCUACCUCGCCAUUCAGUACAUCGUAAGAACAUCCCUCGAGAAAAUCGGAUCAGACGCAGUCCGCCGCGAGGAAGCGCGCAAAUAUAUCCUCCGCAAAAAAUACCUCGAAACCUUUUCCGAAGAAACCUUCCAAAUGCUGUCUACCCAACGACUAACCCCUUCAAGACCAUCAUCAUCCACCAACACCACCGCCGCCACCGAACACCCUCCCCAGCACAUGUCCUCAUCCUCGGCAACACUCUCCGUAACGCGGUCUCCCUCCACAAAACGCCUACACGUCCGUGAAAACAGCAAUAUCCAACGCAUCACUGGCGACGAGCUCGACGUUGAGGACCACCCUGAUCUCUCUUUCAAAGGCGGUCUGAGCCGGACAGACAGCGGCUCGUUAUCAGACCAAUACCGAUCGAUGCGGUUCUGGUCCUGGCACAAGACGUCGCAGGAGACCAUAGAAUCGGGCAUGAAACUGAUCAAGGUAAUGUCGAAUCUUCAGAGAUCGAAGGCGUGGCAGACUAGGCAGACUAGUAAGCCGAUGAAAAAUGAUUGAUAGUACAUAGUAUAUAUCUCAGAAAUGUUGAAUUCUGCAUAUGAUAUAGAUAUCUUUUGUCCCUUUUUUUUGUUCAAUUUUAUACCUACUUAUAUAAAUGAGACGUGCGCCGCUUAUGCUCUGCCUGGUUCACGAAUCGAUCUCUGAAGGGUUCCCACGGGCCUCAUUUAACUGCUGCAUUAGUCUUGAUGGCAGGUAGUUUACCAACUCAGAAAGCCAGUAUGUUACCCUGAUUUAUUCAAUGUCACUCAUGCUCUUUCACAAAGAUCUUAC